GCGGCGGCCUCGCGAGAGUCGGGCGGGCGGGCCGGGCCGGCGGGCGGAGGAGCGCGCGCGGGCGCCGCCGGCAUGACGGGCCGCGUGUGCCGCGGCUGCGGCGGCACGGACAUCGAGCUGGACGCGGCGCGCGGCGACGCCGUGUGCACCGGCUGCGGCUCGGUGCUCGAGGACAACAUCAUCGUGUCCGAGGUGCAGUUCGUGGAGAACAGCGGCGGCGGCUCGUCGGCCGUGGGCCAGUUCGUGUCGCUGGACGGUGCCGGCAAAACCCCAACCCUGGGCGGCGGCUUCCAUGUGAACCUGGGAAAGGAGUCAAGAGCACAGACCCUGCAGAACGGGAGACGUCAGAUCCACCACCUGGGGAGCCAGCUGCAGCUGAACCAGCACUGCCUGGACACAGCCUUCAACUUCUUCAAGAUGGCCGUGAGCAAGCACCUGACCCGCGGCCGCAAGAUGGCGCACGUGGUCGCGGCCUGUCUCUACUUGGUGUGCCGCACAGAGGGCACUCCGCACAUGCUCCUCGACCUCAGUGACCUGCUCCAGAGCCCGUCUGCCCGUUGGACAGGAGCGGGAAGGCUGGCCGGCCACCUCCACGGAGACGAGCCACAAACGCAGGGAGGGGUCCGCAGAGCCCACGUCACUGUUUCUCAUGCCUGCCGACGAACGUCAGCGUCUCCGGCAGUAACCACAUGCAUUGUACAAGCAUGGCCCUUAAACAUUCGACCUUUCCAGAGAGCCCUUCUCUGCAGCAUCCAGGUGAACGUGUACGUGCUGGGGAAGACGUUCCUUCUUCUGGCAAGAGAACUGUGCAUCAACGCGCCGGCGAUCGAUCCGUGCCUGUACAUCCCGCGCUUUGCCCACCUGCUGGAGUUUGGGGAGAAGAACCACGAGGUGUCCAUGACGGCCCUGAGGCUCUUGCAGAGGAUGAAGAGGGACUGGAUGCACACCGGCCGGCGCCCCUCGGGCCUCUGCGGAGCAGCACUUCUGGUUGCAGCCAGGAUGCACGAUUUCCGGAGAACCGUCAAAGAGGUCAUCAGCGUGGUCAAGGUGUGCGAGUCCACGCUGCGCAAGAGGCUGACGGAGUUUGAAGACACGCCCACGAGCCAGCUGACCGUGGACGAGUUCAUGAAGAUCGACCUGGAGGGGGAGUGUGACCCCCCUUCGUACACGGCAGGGCAGCGGAAGCUGCGCAUGAAGCAGCUUGAGCAAGUCCUGUCCAAGAAACUGGAGGACGUUGAAGGUGAGAUAUCCAGCUACCAGGAUGCCAUCGAGAUCGAGUUAGAGAACAGCCGGCCGAAGGCGAAGGGGGCCCUCGCCAACCUGACUAGGGACGGCUCCGUCGAGGACUCCGCGUCCAGCUUAUUUGGCGAGGACGACCCCGAGGACGAGGAGCUGGAGGCUGUGGCCAGCCACCUGAACAAGGAUUUCUACCAAGAGCUGCUUGGCGGCAGCAUUUCCAGCAGCUCCGAGGUGGCCGGAGGCCCUGAGGGGGCCAGGGGGCCCCCGGCCCUGGAGUCCCUGCUCGGCCCCCUGCCCACGGCGGCCAGCCUGGGCAUCUCGGACUCCAUCCGAGAGUGCAUCUCCUCCCAGAGCCAGGACCCCACGGACGCGUGUGGGGACGGCGAGCUGGACCUCAGUGGCAUCGACGACUUGGAGAUUGACAGGUACAUCCUGAACGAGGCGGAAGCCCGCGUCAAGGCCGAGCUGUGGAUGCGGGAGAACGCCGAGUACCUGCGGGAGCAGAGGGAGAAAGAAGCAAGAAUCGCGAAGGAGAAGGAGCUUGGCAUCUACAAGGAGCACAAGCUGGCGGUGCCCCCCCAUCCCACGAGGCACCUAGCAGGUCUGUGGGCACUGAGAUCCCCAGGGGGCAGUAACUCUCCUGUUUCCGUCGAGCCCAAGAAGUCUUGUAAGCGACGGGAGCCGAUUCAGGCCAGCACGGCCGGGGAGGCCAUUGAAAAGAUGUUGGAGCAGAAGAAAAUCUCCAGCAAGAUCAACUACAGCGUGCUUCGGGACCUCAACAGCAAGGGUGGGGGCAGCCUGCAGGGGGAGGACGUGCAGCCCGAGGAGCGGGCCAGUGCCCGGAAGCCGUCUCGGAGGAAGACGCCUGCCGGCAGGAACGGAACUGACCCCGUGAGCAGCGUGGGGAAAAGGCUGAGGCCCAUGGUGUCUGCACAGCCAGCCAAGAAGGCAGCCGUAGGAGAGACCUCGCCCACCCUGGGAGCCGAGCCUGUCAGGCCCGCAGCGGUGGUGGAGAGCGGGCCGGUGUCCUACCACCCCGAGGAGGACCCUGACGAGGACGACCCCGACGAGGAGGACGGGGAGCCCUGUGUCAGCGCCCUGCAGAUGAUGGGCAGCAACGAUUACGGCUGUGACGGCGAGGAGGAGGAGGGGUACUGAGCCCGCCCUGCAGCCAGCGGCAUCUGGCGGGGCUCAGACGGGGCCUCCGUGGGCCCGCCUGCCCUGCGGCCCUCGCCACAGCCGCUCGGGACCCCAUCUGGAGCACCGUAAGGAGCGUUUGCCAGCGAGGGGACUGGACCCGUGUCUGCGCGUCCCGUGAGAUGUGGGUCUUACAGCCCGGGCACCCUCACAGGUGGCACCGUCUUGUCCCGUGGGAGGACACUGAGGCACGAGGAGGCUCACUCGUGGAAGUGAGUGCCGGACUGGAGGGGCUGAAGCUCCCCACCGGCUGCCCCAGUGCGGCCUCGGCCCCCACCCAGCCCCUCCCGCGCUGCGUCUUCAGCCGGACCCGGACUGUCCCGCGCCUGGCCACAGCCCGGCCGCUGGUGGCCUGAGUCAGCCGCACUCUCAGCAGAUGUGGGAUGGUCGGCUCCACGCCCCCGGGUGCACAGCUGCUCUGGGGGGUGCCCUGCGCAGCCCGUGUGGCUGGCCUGGGUGUCGGGCUGGCCCUGCGCCGAGCCGGAGUCAGGCAGAGCGGGGUCUUGUUUGAGCUGGGGUCUGGCGCAGGGCCUGCAGAGGGGUGGCGGGCAGAGAGGGUCCUCGAGCCCGGCCGCGCUGCUCUGGAGGGUUCCCACUACCCUCCACCGCCCUGGGGGCCCAGGGACCACUCUCAGGGUCUCAGCGUGGGCAUCGCUUCUCUGAACACGGCCAGGGAGGCAGGGCAGAUGCUUGUGCCCCUCGAGGCCCAGCCUUGGCCACCCUACCCGUGGCAGAGCCAGGCCACGUCCAGGAUGCGGCAGAGUGUGCAGGUAGGGAAUUCUGAGGUCCUUGGCUCAGAAUCAGAGGUCUGGACCCUGCAGCUCGCCAGGGCCCUAGAAGGCUGGACAGGACCAUGAGUUCAGUGAAACAAAAGCCGCUACUUUGAACAGACACCCACUGAGGCUCUGGCCUGUGCUUUCCCGUCUGGCUCCGUGGCCUGCCCUGGAGGGGUGAGGCCAUGGCAGGGCGCCCGGCCACUGGGGGUGGGAGAGGCGCAUAGAGGCACCUGGCCCUGUUGUCACACGCACAAUGGGGACGUGGCUUGGGCUUCAUCAGCGCCCCCCUUGUGCCCAGCGCCGUAGGAAGUCCCCGAGUCUGUCCGUGGCGUGGGCUUCACGGCCGGGGCCCCCCGUGGGAAGGAGGGCUUGGCCGCAGCGGCUCUAUACCAGCUCUCUGGCUCUGGGGUGUUCACUUUGCCGUUCGGGGGCAGGGUGCGGACCGCCUGGCUGGGAUGGUGAGCUCCCGGGACCUCCAGGUGCAGGGCUAGCGGUGGCUCUGGAGGGGAUGGAGUCGCCCUCUGGGACACAGGGCUGCCCGUGGGGCGCAUGGCAGGCUUCAAGACAGGGCUUGGCGGGAUGCCUCCCUGGGGAGCUGGGGCGAGAGCUGAGCUCGCAAAGCAGGGGAGGGAGGGGGUCCCUUGGGGGUUUGCAGAGGGGGAGGGGAUUUGAGGGAAGACGCAAGCACUCAGGGUGGCCUGCAGGGCCGAGGCCCGGAGUUGAGGGGACAUAAUGGGGAGGAAGCCCAGGGAGGCCCGAUGGGCAGGGAGGUCUGGGGGUGGAUGGCCGGGAGCAGGUGUCUGGCUGAAGCAGGAAGGGUCAGGCCCCCAGAUGGCUGGAGACGGGCCCGGGAGCAAGGGCUGGUGGGAAGGGCUGUCCCCUGAGAGGGUGUGGUGAGGAGGGUCACGUGGGUGGGAGGGGGUGCUGGGGAUUCGUGCUUUGGUGGUGACCAAGGUGCUGGUGAGGGAUGAGGCCCCAGGCCAGCAGCUGGCAGGGUCCUUCUGGCCUCGUGCCCUGUGUGCCGGCUGGAGGGGGACAUGCAGGCCAGUCUGCACCUCUGUCCCACAUCUGCAUGGGGCUCUUCCAGCCGGGGGCACGGCGUGGGGGGCUGUCCCUGGUGGGUACAGGCUCCGGCUAGAGCUCCCCGGCAUUCUGCAAAGCUCAGCCCCUUCAGGGCCUUGGUGGCACGGAGCGGACCCUGCAGCUGCUGGGACGGGCCCCCCCGGCACCCGCUUCACCAUCCCCUGAGCUGUGUCCCUGCAGGGUCGGCGGAGGAAUGGGCAUCCUAGAAGCUUGGAGAGGCCUGGGUGCCCGACCAGGGAGAGAGGCAGGGCCCUCAGGAGCCCCCAGUCCAGUGUCCGAGGGCCCGGGGCCUGACUUGGGCUGGGGUCCAGCCCCGAGGAGGGGCAUUGGUAGUGGGGGCAGGGACGCCUCACCCCCACUGCACGCUGUUCCCUGCUGGCGAGGCCCCUUGGCGGUGGGCUGCUUCUACCCCGGGCCCCACAGCCUCCCCUGCGGGCUGGACACGUGUGGACCGCUUGCCCUGCUUGAACCACAGCGUGGGUACUGAAGGGCACAGAAGCUGGCACGGAGGGGGCCUCCCUGGCCCGCGUCCUGACAGCCACCCCUUUCCGGGGGCCGGGGCUCGGCCAGCAACCGCAGGCUCGUCCUGAGAAGAGCACAGGGCUUUCCACCACCUCAGCGCAGUGCUGGGAGGGGCAGGGAGGAGGCAGCCUGCCCCCCGUGUGCGAGCCCCUCCCCAGAGCCCUGGAAACCUGUCCGUGCUGACCGUCUAAGGAGCCCGUGUCCACCCGUAAGCACGCACACGUGCCCGUCCCUGGGCCUCCAGAGCUGGAGCCCCAGGCCUGCUGGGCCACUGCCCCUCCCAACACCAGCGAGGCCGGGGUCCCUGUGUGGGGUCCCCAGGCAGCAAGCAGACAUGGCCCCGUUCACGCUGCCCCCCCCCCACCACAGUCCAGCUCUGCUUGGCCAGCAGGUCCCCUCCCCAGAGUCGUGUAGGAAGGGCUUGAGUGAUGGACAGGCAGCGCCAGCCCGGGCAGAGGGCAGUGCACGAGGACACGCCUGUCCCCACGCGGGCAUGCGUGUUCACACGUGCGCUCCCCCUCGUGCCUGUGCAUGCCCUCCCUGCACGCACACGUACGCGCGUUCAUGUGGGCGCGUUCCCACAGCUCCGUCCACGGCCACCGGACCGCCCUUCCAGGUGCCAGGCCCGGGGAGGCAGGCGGGCCCCAGAGGUGGCUGUGGUCACGUGCCGUGACGGCGCGUCUCCUGGCAGGGCACCCAUGGCAGGGCCUGCCCUGGGCCUGCUCCCCGGACAGGAGGGGGAUGCCCAAGACCAGGGGUCGUGUCUGCGUGUGGCACCUGCUGGUCACCCGCCCCGCGUGUGCUGUGGGACCUCCCAGCCGUAGGGUUGGGACUACAGGUUACCGUCUGAGAGGGCUUGGGCGGGGGGGGCCGGCUAGAGCCUCCAGGGCCAUCCCUGGCGUCCCCAGCAGGCCGCAGGAGCGCGGAGGGCAGGGACAGGUGGGCGGGAGGGAGGUUGGAAGAGCUGUCCCCAGUGGAUGGCAUCUGCCCAGUCGCUCCACAAGGCCUCCGUCCCACACCUGCCCGGCCAGCUCCCCUCUGCGGUGGCCAUGGUCACACAGGCCCACUCGUCCCCUGGCCUUGUGUGCGCUGGGCCCGCACAACGUGCCCCGCGGCUGCCGCUCCCCGCCAGGUGCCCUCCUCUAGCCCCACAGAGGCUUCUGGCCUGGCCGGGCCCCGGAGCGCUCGUCUGCCCACUGCUCCCAGAACCUCCUGAGGGCAGCGUGGGCCUUUGGGAAGAGGGGCAGGCGUUGGCAGCCCCCAGGAAUGGAGAUCCACUGAGGCAGGGUCUGUGCUCUGCCGCGGAGCCCAAUGGGAGCCCUGCGGUGCCCGCUGCGGGGGUAGCACCUCGCCCCUGUGCCCUCCCAGGACCAGGUCUGGGUGGUAGCAACACGUCUGUGCGCCUGCUCCCUCCAGCAUCCCGGUGUCCCCUGCUCCUCCGUCCACGCGUGGCGGCUGCGGCACGGACUGAGCUGCUCCGUGGCGCCUUCGCGGCUGAGCCCUGCGCGGCUCCAGGGGCUGCGUGGGGUGCGGGGCUCCUGACGCGGGUGCAGGUCGGGGCCAGCUGCCCGCUCCCAUGUCGGAGCAGCUGGGCCCUGGGAAGAGUGUAGGGCGCCCGGCGCCACGCCCGGCACCACCCCCAAGGCUGCAGAUGGCCCAGCGGGGCUCUCAGGGACUCGAACUGCAGGCCAUACGUGUAACCGCCAGGUGGACGGGGUGCCUAGCAGUCUGUCCUCGCCCCUCCCUGCCCCCUGGUGGCCACUUGGGCACCCUCGGGCGCCCAGGCCAGGGCCCGCCUGGCUUCCCGCAAGGCCUCCCACCCCCUGGGAACCCUGUAUUCCCCAAAUAAUAAAGACUAGGAGCCUCGAAGUGGCAGGA
This is a messenger RNA of Mirounga angustirostris (Northern elephant seal), 6695 nucleotides long. It is a transcript of the gene BRF1, whose product is annotated as BRF1 RNA polymerase III transcription initiation factor subunit. NCBI's taxonomy places the organism in Eukaryota, Metazoa, Chordata, Mammalia, Carnivora, Phocidae. The record is from RefSeq and is a predicted model, not a curated record. Gene Ontology annotation, molecular function: RNA polymerase III type 3 promoter sequence-specific DNA binding; TBP-class protein binding; RNA polymerase III general transcription initiation factor activity. Gene Ontology annotation, cellular component: transcription factor TFIIIB complex; nucleus; transcription preinitiation complex. Gene Ontology annotation, biological process: transcription preinitiation complex assembly; transcription by RNA polymerase III; DNA-templated transcription initiation. The transcript has 19 exons. Bases 73 to 2397 code for a protein of 774 amino acids.